This is a messenger RNA of Neohortaea acidophila, 4064 nucleotides long. RefSeq lists its product as uncharacterized. The transcript has a single exon. The coding region runs from base 236 to 3811 and encodes 1191 amino acids. The record is from RefSeq and is a predicted model, not a curated record. NCBI's taxonomy places the organism in Eukaryota, Fungi, Ascomycota, Dothideomycetes, Mycosphaerellales, Teratosphaeriaceae. Gene Ontology annotation, molecular function: protein binding.
GCGACAGAGUGUUGAGGAGGAGGAGCUCGGAGUUCGAGGCCAGCACGGACCUCCAAGCCUCAGGCACUCCAGCUGUUCUUCCACUCCACGCGACUUCAUGUCAUGAAAUGGCUCAUCCUGCAAUCCACCUGCUACAAUAGAAGGCCGAUGGUGAAGAACUCGGGGUUGAUGAACAGGAUGCGUUCCAUGAAAUGAUGUUAUUUGCAGCCACCACGCGAGCUGGUCCACCUCUGGCAUGGCAUUCAACCGCGAAUACUCGGCAUUCCUUUCCGACGGCCACAUCUACACAUGCCGCUUGGAUGAACCAGAUGGCGAGCCUCAAUAUCUGACCACCCCAGCGAAAUGCACUUCAACUCCGGCACUGUCUCAACCGCAACCCCAGCUUCUCGCCGUCCCAUGCGGCCUCCAAGUCUGUGUCUUCAAUGUCGCCACGCGCCGCCUCGUGCAUACCAUCGCCGGGAUAGGACGAGUCAUCACCUUCGUCACCUUUGCCCCGAACCAUGCUGGCGCCCUCGCCACUGGCCACAUCGAUGGCACCGUCUGCAUCUGGCAGGUUGAUGAUCCAUCUCACCCCCAGCGCCGCAUGACCUCCGAUGCUGGAAGGUGUCGUGGCCUGGCAUUCAACCCGUCAGACGAAUCCAUACUUGCCUGCCUGAGUUCGGAAUUAUGUCAAGUAUUCGACCUCCGACGCGACGCUCCGCAACCGCUAUGCGUCAUUCCCAAUCAUGGCUCAUCACCUCUCGCGCUCAUUUGGCAUCGUCAACACUCCAAGAUGCUCCUGGUAUCGUAUGGCAACAAAGUCCUGGAUUUCUAUGAUCUUUCAAGUGCCAUAUCUGGUUCAAAGGGUCAGCAAGAUAGCGAUAGCAGCGACGAUGAGGAUGGCGAUGGCGUCUUUGGGCUGCUCGAUGGUCUGCCGGAGAUGCUGCGAGCGGCCAAAAGUCUCACCAUCGACGCUCCAUUGACAUGCAUGUCUUGGUGCGGCGCUUCGACUCUAUUGGGCCUUACCACUGGUGGUGUAACCGCCUUGCUGUGCCAACUUGACAAAGAUGACACUCUUGUGUCUACCGAGGCUUUGCAAUUCGAGCGAGCCAUCACAAAUGUCUCCACUCGGACCAGUCCAGACGAUAUUACUACUCUCUGUGGCAUAGGAGAGGAUGGGCUCUUGUGCAAGACCAUCGAUGCUUUCGGUGAGGUGGAGCCUUCAGACCAUGCUUCUUCACCAUCCGUGCUCCCCAAAGGCACUACUCGGUAUACGCCAAAGCAAAUCGCACCUCCAGCGUCGACCAGCCCGACAAUCAGCCCGGCCCCUAUAUCGCUACUCCAAAAUGAACACGCUACAUUUGCCAGAACUUCUAGGCAGCUUCAAAGACGGCGGCAGUCGCGGAAACGGAGUCUCAGCACGGAAAUUUCUCCAACGCCUCGGAAUGAGCUCCCGGCUGACACAAAGCCGCCCGCCCCGUCAAUACCUUCGAUGACGUCCAGCCUGGAGCUGCCGAAACCUCGAGCGACAGAUGAUCUCGCUUCGCCCAUGCCUUUCAUAUCUCCAAGCAUACCAUCCCGCAAGGUCUCGCCGAAUGAAAUUCCCCCUUUGGCAGAAGGAGCUAUCCCGAUGGCUCAUAUGCCUAGUCUGUCCUCACUGCCUCCGACGUCUGCUGCCCCAGAUCUGGAAGACGACAGUGAAGAUUCAGAUGACGAGGCCUUUGUGAGCAACAUCAGAGACAGCAUGCUGUUCUUGCCCGGUGGGAUCAAUGUGCCUCUUCCGAAGGCCUGCGGUGCGCUGUUCGCCCCCAAUGGCCAGCUGCUCGUCUUCUUCCCACCCAAGCGCAAAGUUGCAUCGAGUCGAAACGAACCCGCCGCUCCCAGCCCGCUGCAAAAGGAGAAUGUCACCCAGAGGAUGGUGAAGCUGUUUCCCACCUUUGGAGCCCUCGACGGUGAUUCGGAUUCCUUCAGUGACAGCUCACUCGAUGGCUCUGGCAACUCGAGCGAUGAGGAAAAGACUGGCGUCCAUACGGUCGGAUCCUUUGCCAGGUCUACCCUCUCUGUACCAGGGCUUGCAUCCUCUUCACCACAAGGUCACGUUACCCCAUUGCUUCACGACAACGAAAUCACCCAGGCUAGUAUCAUCGUCAGCAUCCACGAAAUCGAUGAUUAUCAGAUGUUGAGUCCAGCUCGACGCACGCUUGCCAAGGAAUAUCGAGUGUUGUGUGAGAAAGGUGAAUCGGGGGCGCAACUAUGUCUGCACAAUGCUGGCAUAGCCCGCAGAGCCAUGGAGGAAGAAACUGCAGAAGCAUGGUGGCUGCUCUCGAUGCUGCUGGAAGAUAAAGUACCACUCGAGCUGCCUUUCGGUUUGGCAGAAGAAAGCAUCAUGGUCAUCACGCAAAAGCUGAAGUCUCCGACAGGCUAUGGUGCUGGCGCAAACAUCACAGACCUGCCGGGGAACUCCAAUCUAUUCGGCAAAUUGCGCUGGGCUGAGCACCCAUUCGGAGGUGCCUGGCUGAUAAAUCAGAUCUUUCAAUGGGCUGAAAAUCGCGCCGAUGUUCAAUUCAUGGCUUAUGCGACCGCCGUCUUAUCAGCAGCUUCGGAAACUGUCCCCUUGAGCAACGUCAAGGCAGAGCAAGCCAUGGUCCGCCAGCUACCGAUGCAUACCCUCGAUUACUUCUCCGACGUCCACUACAAGAGAACUCCCCCAUCUCUGAAGAGGCGCGUCCCGACGGUGCGGACUCAUUCGGCAACCAUUACUUCCUACCAUGAAAAGUCUCCCAGCAACGCGAAACCCUCGUCUCAACCCUCGCAGCCAGCCACACCUUACUUGGAUCCAGAUAACGUGCCGUCCUGGUUCUUCUCGCCCAUCUUGCGCCAGAGAACGCAAUCGUUCGUGGUCGGGCCGCUAAGUCCAGAAUUGGAGCGGAGCAACAGCUUCAGUGCGAUCCCAAAAGGUCACGGACAUUCGCAGUCCAUCUCGGACAAAUCGCAUUCUUUCAGCACUUCGCCUACCGCUAAGAGGAUGGAGAGGAACGCCAGUGGCAACGCCGAAUUGUCCAGUAGUCUGCCGGGCGGAAGCUGGCUCGCCAAGUCCGUCUCCUUUGCAUCGUCUGCUUUUACGAACGCAAGCAACGGCAGUUUCGCCAGCUCUGGCUCCCCUGGGCACUUGAUGGAAGAAAACGCCGACGGAAACGACAGCGACAGGACGCUCGAUGAUACCGGCACGCCACACACGCCCCGCACGCCGGACGCCGUCGUUUCAAUCACCUUCAACAACGACUCCACGCUGUUCGUCGAUGAAAUCUCCGGCUCUGCAAAAGCCGGCCUCGUCCCUGACGGUCUAGCCGACAAGGCGGACAUCUGGUGCUCCUACUACGCAGACAUGCUCCGCUCGUGGGACAUGCAUAUGCAAGCCGCCGAGCUCGAGAAAGCCAUCGGCCUCGCAGGAAGUAGCGCUACGGGACCAUGGCCUGCGACACCCGUUCCAAUCGAGCUGGGCUUGCAACCCGCCUUCCGAACCAACCGUCGGCAAACACGAUGUGCAAUUUGCGAAAGCGUGGCGAAGGGAACCGUGCAGCUUUGUCCUUCGUGUUUGCACGUUUCGCACCUGUCGUGUUUGGAGGCUUACGUUGCGGCUGUGGAUGGGGAGGAUGAUGGGGCUUUCCAGUGUCCGGCUGGCUGCGGCUGCGAAUGUGCGGCUAUUCCGUUUGUUGUGCAGGAGUUGGUGUCUGUGGAUCCGCCUUCGCCGCCGAGACUGCUGCUGAAGAAGAAGCCGAGUUUUACUGAUCCUAUGCGCUGGCGGACCAGAGUGGCGGGGGAUAGUUGGUAGGUGGGGAGAUGUAAUUGCACUGAUUCCGCUGGGAGAAAGAUGGGUUGGUGGUAUACAAUAUUUCUUUGGCAAGAUCGGGGUAGACAGCAGCCCCGAAUCUUCUGACGCUCCAUGCUCGGUCGAUCAAACACUUAACACAAAUCUCACCCAGCGCAAUGCCUACCUCAUAUCGCAAGACGACGAUGGAGUGAAACAACCCAGCGGCUUCGUCGAAGAUAUAGUUCAAGCUAGUCUCCAUUCAUCAAGCUUUCCC